This is a messenger RNA of Esox lucius (northern pike), 6071 nucleotides long. RefSeq names its product helicase with zinc finger (gene helz). Gene Ontology annotation, biological process: regulatory ncRNA-mediated post-transcriptional gene silencing. Gene Ontology annotation, cellular component: P granule; cytosol. Gene Ontology annotation, molecular function: helicase activity; metal ion binding. The transcript is spliced from 31 exons. The record is from RefSeq and is a predicted model, not a curated record. Lineage: Eukaryota; Metazoa; Chordata; Actinopteri; Esociformes; Esocidae. Bases 118 to 6042 code for a protein of 1974 amino acids.
UCCCCAAAUCCCCUCAACCUUCAGAGCUAGCGCUACAUCCCAAUAUCCUUUGCGAUGGGCUGACAAGUGGAUCCAAGAUGGCGUAGAAAGUAAAGCUAGACAUUCUGUCCCUGAGUCAUGGCGGACAGGAGAGCGGAGAAGUCAUGUGAAGAAGCCAGCAGAUCGUUAGCCAGGCGGGAGUACGAGGCGGCGGUGAGCCACUGCACAGACGCGCUGCUGGUCCUUGGCCCCCCGGCCCCGCCGAGCCCCGGAUCCACCGCAUCCAAACCCCCCAACGACACGGUUACAUCCCUCCGCAGCCGAGCCCUGCUCUUCAGGAUUGCUGCCCUUCUACAGCUGAAAAACUAUGAUCAAGCAGAUGAAGACUGCAAACAUGUCUUGGUCAAGGAGCUGGCCAAGGGAGAUGGGUCGUUUCAGGCCAGCCUGCGCCUCAUGCUGCUGGACGGCAGCCUUCAGGAAGUGGCAGGCCUCCUCUCCAAGUCCCUGUUUGGGGAGCCUCUGAACGGGAUCAACACGAAGGACUUGACUAGAUUAAAAAUGGUUCUCUCAGAAAUUGAAGCUAUUAGAAGCGAGAUGUCGACGGAGUACACGGACGACAAUGAGGAAGCAGUGAGGGACGGCUGGCAGUUUCGCCCCCCUCCCAGAGGAGUUACCAGCAGUGAGGAGUACACGCUAUGUAAAAGGUUCCUGGAGCAGGGCCUGUGCCGCUACGGUGCCCAGUGCACGUCGGCCCACUCCCAGGAGGAGCUGAUGGAGUGGCAGAAGCGCUACGCCUCGCGACUCAUCCGCCUCAAGCAGCAGCAGGAGAGCAAACACUUCACGGAGAACUACAUGGAGGCGCUCAUCGAGAAGUGGAUGAACUCUCUGUCGCCUGAGAAAGUGCUGAGCGACUACUUGGAGGGUGUCAACGUGGAGCCCAGCUCCAGCCUGUCCGUGACCGUCACCACCAAGAAGUCAGCCCACUCCUGGACCUUCUCCCUGUACUGCCAGCCGGUGAGGAAGCUGUACCGCAUUGCCCUGCUCUAUGACGCUCACCGGCCCCACUUCUCCAUCACGGGCGUGUCGGCGGGCGACGCCGGGGCCCAGCGGCUGCAGGCGGCCCCCGACGGCUGCCAGGAGUGGACGGCGGGCGAGGAGGCGCUGGCUGCCGACAACGGCAUGGACCACUGCGUCUACACGGUGGCGGUGGGCUUCAGCACCGAGAUCUUCGGCACCUUCCGCCAGACCAUCGUCUUCGACUUUGGCUCGGAGCCCGUGCUCAUGCAGCGGAUCAUGGUGGACGCCGCCUCGAUUGAAGACCUGGAGCACCUGAUGCAAGCCAGGCAGCAGUUACUGAUGACGGCCAAGCGCUGGGACCCGUCCUGCAAGACCAUUGUGGAGUUCAGCCCCAACGAGACGGUCGAGCUGGACCGCAGCCUGCUGGCCCGCUACCAGAUCCCCCUGUCGGCCGACCAACUGUUCACCCAGUCAGUGCUGGACAAGACCCUGACCCGGGACAAUUAUCAGGCCCGCCUGCACGACCUGCUGUACAUCGAGGAGAUCGCCCAGUACAAGGAAGUCAGCAAAUUCAACAUCAAAGUCAACCUCCAGCUGGUCACAAGCUUCAUGCUGACUGGCAUCUCGGGUGGCGCCAAAUAUGCCCAGAACGGCCAGCUUUUUGCCCGCUUCAAGUUGACUGAGACGCUAUCGGAGGAUACGCUAGCGGGCCGCCUGGUCAUGACCAAGGUCAACUCUGUCCUGCUGCUGCCCCUGGCUCGUCAUGAGUGGUGCAGCCAGCCGCCCGGGGUCAAGGAGCGGGUGUAUGAGGCCUGCAUCGAGGAGAAGACCAAGGAUUACAUCUUCCUGCGGAUUUGCAAGGAUUGUUGCGAGGAGCUGGGGUUGAUACCUGAUAGGGAACUGCAGGUGGAGCUUCAGUUCCAGUUGAACCGCCUGCCCCUGUGUGAGAUGCACUACGCACUGGACCGCAUCAAAGACAACGGCAUCCUGUUCCCCGACGCCAGCCUUACUCCCACAAUCCCCUGGAGUCCCAACAGACAGUGGGAUGAGCAGCUGGACCCGCGGCUCAACGCCAAGCAGAAGGAGGCCAUCCUGGCCAUCACCACGCCCCUCACCAUCCCCCUGCCGCCCGUGCUCAUCAUCGGGCCCUACGGCACGGGCAAGACCUUCACCCUGGCACAGGCCGUCAAGCACAUCCUCCGGCAGGACGACAGCAGGGUCCUCAUUUGCACCCAUUCCAACAGUGCGGCUGACCUCUACAUUAAGGACUACCUUCACCCGUACGUAGAAGCAGGCAACGCACAUGCCAGACCUCUCAGGGUAUACUUCAGGAACCGCUGGGUGAAGACCGUCCACCCGGUGGUGCAGCAGUAUUGUUUGAUCUCCAACACCCAGUACACUUUCCAGAUGCCCGAGAGGGAGGACAUUCUCAGGCACCGCGUUGUUGUGGUCACUCUCAGCACCUCCCAGUACCUCUGCCAGCUGGACCUGGAGCCCGGUCUAUUUUCUCACAUCCUGUUGGACGAGGCGGCCCAGGCCAUGGAGUGUGAGACCAUCAUGCCUUUCGCACUGGCCAGCAAAAGCACCCGCAUCGUGCUGGCUGGGGACCACAUGCAGCUCAGUCCGUUCGUGUACAGCGAGUUUGCCCGGGAGCGGAACCUGCACGUGUCGCUGUUGGACCGGCUGUACGAACACUACCCCGCCGAGUUCCCCUGCCGCAUCCUGCUCUGCGAGAACUACCGCUCCCACGAGGCAAUCAUCAACUACACAUCAGAACUGUUCUAUGACGGGAAGCUGAUGGCCAGUGGGAAGCAGCCCUCGCACAAGGACUUCUACCCACUGACCUUCUUCACUGCGCGCGGGGAAGACGUCCAGGAGAAGAACAGCACGGCCUACUACAACAACGCAGAGGUGUUUGAGAUCGUGGAGCGGGUGGAGGAGAUGCGUAAGAAGUGGCCAGUGGCGUGGGGCAAGCUGGACGAAGGAAGCAUUGGCGUGGUGUCGCCCUAUGCCGACCAGGUUUUUCGAAUCCGCGCCGAGCUCCGCAAAAAGAGGAUGCAUGAAGUCAGCGUGGAAAGGGUGCUCAACGUCCAAGGUAAACAGUUCCGGGUGCUCUUCUUGAGCACCGUGAGGACACGGCACACCUGCAAGCACAAGCAGACGGCCAUCAAGCGGAAGGAGCAGCUAGUCGAGGAUUCGACGGAGGACCUGGACUACGGCUUCCUUUCCAACUACAAGCUGCUCAACACGGCCAUCACCCGCGCCCAGUCCCUGGUGGCCGUGGUGGGUGACCCCAUAGCCCUGUGCUCGGUGGGCCGCUGCAGAAAGUUCUGGGAGAAGUUCAUCUCCAUCUGCCACGAGAACUCCAGCCUCCACGGCAUCACCUUCGAGCAGAUCAAGGCCCAGCUGGAGGCCCUAGAGCUCAAGAAGACCUACGUGCUCAACCCACUGGCGCCCGAGUUCAUCCCCCGCGCCCUGCGGCCCCAGCCGGCCCAGCACACCCACCAGCACCAACACCCCCACCCCCAGGGACACGCGGCCAGCAAACAGCCCGGGCCCCAGCAGCAGCAGCAGCAGUCCCCCCCCAAGGGGAAAGCACAACAUGCAAACCACACAGAGCACUUCCCACCUGAAGGAUUUGUUCCACCAAGCCCGGCGGUAUUGAUGGGCAACCCCAUUCGGGCUUUCACACCGCCCCUGGGUGCCACCCCCGGUGGCAUCGGCAAGUCCCCCAGUCCAGUGCAGAGGAUAGACCCCCACACCGGUGCCAGCAUCCUCUAUGUGCCCGCUGUCUAUGGGGGCAACAUGGUCAUGUCCAUGCCUCUGCCGUCUGUUCCAAUCCAGUUGCCGUGGCCUGGCUACCAGAACCGCUUUGCCAUGGACCCGCGUAUCAUGAGCCACCAGGCGGCCAUGGCUUACAACCUCAACCUGCUGCAGGCCCAGAACCGGGGCUCGCCCAUCCCCUACGGCGGUGUCACGCACCCCUCCCCUCUCGGCGUGGGCCAGCAGACAAGCCCUGACAAAGAGCUCCAAGCUGAAUCCAUCCGAAACGGUAAAAUGGACGGGUGUCCAAAGUCAGAACAGAGCCGGCUCCAGACUCCAGAGAGGAAGUUGUCAGAAAAGGACAAAUCGGGAGAGCUGGACCCGGGCUGCGGGCGUUCUCUGGACUCUCAGACGGAUGUCCCGGGCUUCUCCAACGCCAUGCUCCACCGCAAGGACAACUCAGGCCAAAGACCCCUGAACUACCACCUAGCACCCCCCAACCAGGGCUUUGCCCCCCACCCCGGCGGGCGAGCCUUCCCCCCGCAGUACCCCGGAGUGUCCAGGCUCCCCUUUAGGGUGCCGUCGCAGCACCCUGGCGGGGGCCCGGCCAUGGGCCAGCCGAACCAACAGCACUCGGCUCAGCUCUCCCCGGCCUAUGCCAGCGGCGGCCACAACCCGUCCUUCUUCGGAGGGCCGGUGGCCUCCCACAGGGGCGUACCGGAUGCGGAGGAGGAGUGUCCAGAUGACAUGGGGGGCUCCAUGAGGUCCCAGAUUGGUCACCAGGGGGGGCACCACCCGGCCUUGUCGCAACCCAACCGGGUCAACAGCUUCGGGGAGGAGAACCAGGAAGGCCUGGGGGAUGGAAUGGACCCCCUUGCGUUGGAAGCCCUGAGUCAGCAGGCGCGUCUGGGCCAGUGGGGAGAACCUGGGCCCUUCAUCCAGGGCGGUGUGGCCUUCCCCCUGCCCCAUCAGCUAGCCCAACUAGCCCAGCCCGGCUUGGCCCGCCUUCCCCCCCAGAUGCUGGCCCGGACCAACUGGCGGAUGAGCGCUGGCCUGGAGGACGAAUCAGGCGGGCCGCAAUUCACCAGGUUCCCCGGCUUGCUGCGAGAGAUGCCGCCCCAAGAGCACCCCGAUCCCAGGGACAUGGCUGAGAUGCAGCCCCCUCCCCAGUCCCGUCUGCUUCAGUACCGCCAGGUCCAGUCGCGCUCCCCGGGCGACCCAUCGUCGCCCUCAGCCGGCAGCGCCAACCACGCGGGACCCUUCCCCCCCGGGCCCUACCCGGGCCGUGACCCCACCAGCCAAGAGCUGGAGCUACUCAACAACCCGGCUCUCCAGCAGCACCCUGGGAACCCGCUCUACAACCCCAACGCCUACCCCCACCAGUCUGGUCACUCCACCUCCCCGCCGCCGCAGGUCAAGUACCUGCUCCAGGAGGCCCAGUGGCCCCACGGUGCUGCCAGCGUGUCCCAGAACCACAUGCCGGGCCAGGGCUUCCCGUAUGGGCUGCACGUCAUGGCUCACCCCAGCCGGCAGGAGCAGGUGCACCUGAUGCAGCUCCACCACCACCAGCAACAGCAGCAACAACAACAGCAGCAACAGCAGCAGCAGGCUCAAGGCCCAGGACAGGAUCCCUACCACACCCUCUCCCCUAGAACAGCAGCUGCCACCGCCCUUCACAAUGUAGAAGAGUAUGAACCACGGGGUCCCGGGCGGCCCCUCUACCAGCGGCGCAUCUCCUCCAGCUACCCAGAGGAGGGAUCCCCCGCCAACGCCGCUUCUAUGGCCCAGCCACAGCCCUGCCAGGUGGACCCCCAAGAGCACCAACACCCCCACGCCCACCAACACCCCCACGCCCCCUAUGGCUACCCGUUCCAGAACAUUCCAUGCAACGGAGCCAGCACACUCGUUCAACACCGGGACCUCCUAGCUUCCUCCAAGGCCCUGCGGCACGCAGCUGAGGAGCAGAUGAAGGCAGAAGCCGCGUCGGCGGUGUCCCAGCCCCCCGCCCACACCCUCCAGCAACCUGGACAGUUUCCCCCGCUCAUGCCCAACGCCAAGCAGCAGCAACAUCAGGCCCCUCCGGAACCCGGCCAGGGGCCCGGGGGCCCCCCAAAUCUUGGAAAAACCCCCACCAUGUCCUACGCCAGCGCCCUUCGUGCCCCGCCCAAGCCCCGAGCACGGCCCGAACAGGUCAAAAAGAACAGCGACCCGCUGUCCAUUCUCCAGGAGCUCAGCAUAGGAAGUUCAAACGGUAGCAACGGAUACUAUUCCUAUUUUAAAUGAGUUAUCCAUGAAAAAUACCCCCCCCCCCC